AUGAAAUUAAUCACCAUCCUUUUCCUUUGCUCCAGGCUGCUACCAAGUUUAACUCAAGAGUCCUCUCAAGAAAUCGACUGCAAUGACCAGGAUGUAUUUAAAGCUGUGGACACUGCUCUGAAGAAAUAUAACAGUGGAAACAAAAGUGGCAACCAGUUUGUACUGUACCGCGUAACCGAGGUCAGCAGAACGGAUAAUCCUGACAUAUUUUAUUCCUUGAAGUACCAAAUCAAGGAGGGCGACUGUCCUUUUCAAAGUGACAAAACUUGGCAGGACUGUGACUACAAGGACUCUGCACAAGCUGCCACAGGAGAGUGCACAGCGACCGUGGCCAAGAGAGGGAAUAUGAAGUUCUCCGUGGCUACCCAGACCUGCCUGAUCACUCCAGCCGAGGGCCCCGUGGUGACAGCCCAGUAUGACUGCCUUGGCUGUGUGCAUCCCAUAUCUACCACGAGCCCUGACUUGGAGCCUGUUCUGAGACAUGCCAUCCAACAUUUUAACAACAACACCGAUCAUCCCCACCUCUUUGAUCUGAAAGAAGUAAAAAGAGCCCAAAGACAGGUGGUGGCUGGAUGGAACUAUGAAAUUACUUACUCAAUUGCACAAACUAAUUGUUCCAAGGAGAAAUUUCUAUUCUUAACUCCAGACUGCAAGUCCCUUUCAAAUGGUGAUAUUGGUGAAUGUUCAGAUAAGGCAUAUGUGGAUCUCCAGCUAAGAAUUGCUUCCUUCUUGCAGAAAUGUGACCUUUAUCCAGGGGAGGAUUUUGUACAACCACCCACCAGGCUUUGUGUUGGCUGCCCCAAACCUAUACCUGUUGACAGUCCAGAACUGGAGGAGCCUCUGAACCAUUCUAUUGCAAAGCUUAAUGCAGAGAAUAAUGGAACCUUCUAUUUCAAGAUUGACACUGUGAAAAAAGCAACAGUACAGGUGGUAGCUGGAAAAAAGUAUUCUAUUGUGUUCAUAGCAAGGGAAACCACAUGUUCUAAGGGAAGUAAUGAAGAGCUGACCAAGAGUUGUGAGAUCAAUAAACAUGGUCUAAUUCUAAACUGUGAUGCUGAUGUUUAUGUGGUGCCUUGGGAGGAAAAAGUUUACCCUACUGUCAACUGUCAAUCACUUGGACGGACCUUACUCAUGAAAAGGCCUCCGGGUUUUUCACCUUUCCGAUCAGUACAAGUGAUGAAACCUGAAGAAAAAACAACUGUAAGUCUACCCCACUCUGCCAUGUCACCUGUACAAGAUGAAGAGCAGGAUUCAGGAAAAGAACAAGGACCCACUCAUGGGCAUGGCUGGGACCAUGGAAAGCAAAUAAAAUUACAUGGCCUUGGCCCUGGCCAUAAACAUGAGCAUGAGCAAGGUCAUGGGCGCCAUAGGGGUCAUGGUCUUGGCCUAGGACAUAAGCAUGGUCUUGGCCAUGGACAUAAGCAUGGUCAUGGCCACGGAAAACAUAAAAACAAAGGAAAAAACCAUGGAAAGCAGUAUGAUUGGAGGACACACUAUUUGGCAAGUUCUUAUGAAGAUAGCACUACAUCCUCUGCACAGAUGCGAGAGAAGACAGAGGAGACAACACUCCCUUCCCCAGCCCAGCCAGGUGUAGCCGUUACCUUUCCUGGCUUUCAGGACUCAGAUCUCAUUGCAACUGUGAUGCCUAGUACACUACCACCUCCCACAGAGAGUGAUGAUGACUGGAUCCCUGACAUCCAGAUAGAGCCAAAUAGCCUUGCAUUUAAAUUGAUUUCGGAUUUUCCAGAGACAACCUCCCCCAAAUGUCCUGGUCGCCCCUGGAAGCCAGUUAAUGGAGUGAAUCCAACUGUGGAAAUGAAAGAGUCUCAUGAUUUUGAUCUCAUUGAUGCUCUUUCUUAA
Molecule: messenger RNA, 1860 nt
Organism: Budorcas taxicolor (takin)
Lineage: Eukaryota; Metazoa; Chordata; Mammalia; Artiodactyla; Bovidae
Gene: KNG1
Product: kininogen 1
Exons: 10
Coding region: 1-1860 (619 amino acids)
Biological process (GO): negative regulation of endopeptidase activity; positive regulation of cytosolic calcium ion concentration; negative regulation of blood coagulation
Cellular component (GO): blood microparticle; extracellular region
Molecular function (GO): cysteine-type endopeptidase inhibitor activity
Source: RefSeq, a predicted model, not a curated record